Molecule: messenger RNA, 4026 nt
Organism: Penicillium bovifimosum
Lineage: Eukaryota; Fungi; Ascomycota; Eurotiomycetes; Eurotiales; Aspergillaceae
Product: putative plasma membrane phosphate transporter Pho87
Exons: 6
Coding region: 1-4026 (1341 amino acids)
Biological process (GO): monoatomic anion transmembrane transport; polyphosphate metabolic process; phosphate ion transport
Cellular component (GO): membrane
Molecular function (GO): phosphate transmembrane transporter activity
Source: RefSeq, a predicted model, not a curated record
AUGCCACCCAGACUCAGCCUUUUCACAGCCAGCAAGGCCGUCUCGGCCCUGCGCCAAUCCACCACACCCGUGUCCUCCCCCGUCCGACUCCGCGCCCUCCAGUCACUACCCAUUCAGCGCCGAUGGAACUCUUCAGGCGAUAGAUCGAAGAAGGUCGAGCCUCAGCCCGAUGAGCAGGCCUAUCCCACUAUCGACCAGCUGCCUCAUGUCAGCGAGGAGGCCCACGAAAUUUCCCGCAUCAUGGACAAGGAAAAGCGGUGCGACGGUAUUCCUUCGACUCCGGAGUUGGAUCAGGGUACGCCGGUUGAGGAGGUCCUCAGCCGCGACGAGGAGGCCAUGAAGCACAUGCCCAAGGUGAUGCGGGAUCAACUUAAGAAGAACGGCGGCUCGCGCUCAUUUUCGACUUCGGCUCGGAGCCGCAUGGCUGAUAUGCAGGGGGUGGAGCCUACCAGCAGUGACUUUAUUCCUGGUGUGUCCGGCACCGGGAGCGCCAGUGAGCCCGCCAGCGAUGAGGCGGCGGCUGCUCUUGCUAGCAUGAUUGAGCAAGUGCAGGGCCAGGCUCUUGAGGAGAACCCUGGUCUCAAGUUCGACCCGCCUGCCGUUCCGGAGGACAUGAAGACUUUGAACUUCCGCAAGCGCUACGAUACCCUGCAGGAUCAGUUUACCAAGAUGAUGAUGGAGAGCGGCAAAUUGACCAAGGCGCAGAAGAAUAUGUCCAUUGUUCUGGAUCACCUCCGCACUUCCUCUCCCCCCCAGAUUAACCCUCGCCGCCGUCUCCUCGGCGCUCCUUUCGCCUCCCAGCUCCCCCUCGAUCCCGUUCUCUACCUCACUCUGGUCGUCGACUCGGUCGCUCCUCUUUUCCGGAUUCGUCAGCAGAAGGGUAUUGCCGGUGGUGGUGCCGCCGUGCAAAUUCCCCAACCGCUCUCUUUGCGCCAGCGCCGCCGCGCCGCUAUCAAGUGGAUCCUUGAUGCAUCGGAGAAGCGACGCGAUGCGCUGUUUGCGCACCGUGUUGCCGCCGAGGUGGUGGCCGUUGCUGAGGGUCGUAGUGGUGUUUGGGAGAAGCGGGACCAGCAGCACAAGAUCGGUAUCUCUGGUCGUGCGAACUUGGGUGCUACCAUUCGUCGGCCGACCACCCUCCGGCCCCCUGCUUUGACCGUGGCUUCCACGCGUCCCGAUUCCAUCGAACUUGUCGAGUACCAUACACCCUCCCGCACAGCUACCGCAAGCGCACCUGGUCCUGCUCGCUCAGACCAAUUUCAGUAUAGCGCUAGCCGGACAGACCCUGCUGCCAACUCGCAGUAUUUUGCGGACCUUGAUUUCAGUCCAGGAGAAAAAGCUGCAUACGAGGAGGGACUAGAGCCCGACCAAUCUCGCCCUCGGGGCUUUAAUCUCGAACUCUGGGCCGAGGCUCUUCGACAACGUGCUCAUAAGGCCUCGCAAGCGGGUGCCGAUACUGAAACUGAGCCCAAGAUGAAGUUCUCGCAUAGCGUUCAGUUUAACGCUGUGCCCGAUUGGAGUUCAAAUUACAUCGCGUACAGCAAUUUGAAGAAAUUGAUCUACACCCUUGAGAAACAUGCCAAUCGCAAUGAAGGUCCCGCAACCACAGAUGUAGAGUCUGCACCAUUGCUGGGUGGUGCUCCAUCGACUAACCCGGAUGCAAUCUUCAAACGCGCGCUUGAUGUCGAGAUGAAUAAGAUCUGUUCCUUCUAUCAACAGAAAGAGGCGGAGAUUUUUGCACUUACUGAGGAGCUUAUAAGGGACGCCGAUGUGUAUCUCUCCGAGACAGAUGGUGUCAACAUGGAUCCUGUCGGCGAGACAAUCGUCAAAGCCUCCCGUCGUGGUAACGGUAAUGUCCCGGGCUCACGUCGGCGGUCCAGCGCUGUCAGCAAUGACUCAAUGGCGGAUGAUGAAGAAGAAGUGGGCGAUAGCGACUAUGAUCGCUCCCCGGGACUCCUUCCACGGCACCAGGGGCAGGUGCGAUCUGUUGAUGGCGAGUCUGGUACGGAUGGCCACCCCGGUGAUUUGGCAGACUCAUCCUACUUCGAGCAGCCGGCCACUCGAGUACCGCACGAGUCCUACCUCAACGACGAGGAUUUCCUUGCCUUAUAUAACACAGGCGUAUCUCUGAAGAAGCGUCUGAUCGAACGCUAUGUCUCGCUCUGCGAGCUUCGGUCUUUCAUCGAGCUGAACAAGACUGGAUUCGCUAAGGCCCUGAAGAAGUAUGACAAGACCUUGGACCGCAACCUGCGCAGGGACUACCUGACCUCUGUUGUCCACCCCGCACCGCCUUUCGUAGACAGCACCAUGGCUGCAGUCGAUAGGCAUAUCGAGAACGUGGAGAGCGUUUACGCGGCCAUCGUUACGAAGGGCAACAAGCAGUUUGCCAGACGCGAGCUGCGUCUUCAUCUGCGCGAACAUGUUGUAUGGGAGCGGAAUACCGUCUGGCGUGAGAUGAUCGAGAUUGAACGUCGUGCUCAGGCUGCCAAUGUCGGCAUUCGCCGGACACUUCUGGGCGGUGACGAGGACCCGGCGACUGCACGGCGCCAGGGUGAUAAGACUGAGAUGCGGACCCAGGAGAUAUCGACGCCCCUUGGUCGGUUCCAGUUCCCGUUGUGGUUCUGCAGCUUGAGCUUUGGAACGCUGGUGUUCAGCAUCGCAGUGUUUGGCGCAAUGCUUUCCCUGAAUAUCAUGGAAACGCCCGAAGAGCAGAACUGCUUGGCCAUGUUGGUCCUUGUUAGUGUAUUGUGGGCCACUGAGGCCAUUCCGCUGUUCGUUACUUCGCUCCUUAUCCCAUUCCUCGUUGUCACUCUAGGCAUCAUGCGGUCAGACGAUGAGAAUCCCACGCGAUUGGGACCCAAGGAAUCGGUCGGCAAGGUGUUCGCGGCAAUGUGGACUCCUGUGAUAAUGCUCCUUCUGGGUGGUUUUACUAUCGCUGCGGCCCUGUCUAAAUACGAUAUUGCCCGGCGCAUGGCCAUGUUCGUGCUCAGCAAAGCCGGAACGAAGCCAUCCGUGGUGCUGUUGACCAACAUGUUCGUGAGCAUGUUCCUGAGCAUGUGGAUUAGUAACGUAGCAUCACCGGUGCUCUGCUACUCGAUCAUCCAGCCAUUGCUGCGCAACAUGCCUCCCGAGUCCGACUUUGCCAAGGCCCUCGUCUUGGGCAUAGCGCUGGCUGCCAACGUGGGCGGCGCAGCAUCUCCAAUCGCCUCACCCCAGAACAUCAUCGCACUGCAGAACAUGCACCCGAACAUCAGCUGGGGCACAUGGUUCUUCAUCUCAUUGCCCGUCUGCAUCACCUGCAUCCUCCUAAUCUGGGUGCUGCUGCUCGUGACCUUCCGCCCGGGCCGGAACACAACUAUAGUCCCCUUCCGCCCGGUCAAGGACCACUGGACCGGCAUCCAGUAUUUCAUCAGCAUCGUGACACUCGUAACUAUCGGCCUCUGGUGCGCAAGCCACCAGCUCGAGCACAUAUUCGGCGACAUGGGCGUCAUCGCCAUUAUCCCUCUCGUCCUCUUCUUCGGCACCGGCAUCCUCAACAAAGAGGACUUCAACAACUUCCUUUGGACAAUCAUCAUCCUUGCCGCCGGCGGCUUGUGUCUCGGCAAAGCCGUCACAUCCUCAGGCCUGCUGCACACCAUCGCCUCAAGCAUCACCGCCCGCGUCGAGAAUCUCAGUCUGUACGGCGUGCUCUUGGUCUUCUCCGCUCUCAUCCUCGUUAUGGCUACUUUCAUCUCGCAUACCGUCGCUGCCCUCAUCAUCCUGCCGCUUGUCCGUCAGAUCGGUGUCAACAUGGAGAAUCCCCAUCCCAACCUGCUCGUCAUGGCUAGUGCUUUGAUGUGCUCUGUUGCAAUGGGUCUGCCCACAAGUGGAUUCCCUAAUAUGACUGCUAUCAUGACUGAAGUCCCACAGACUGGCCAGCGGUACCUCCAAGUCCGUCAUUUCAUCACCCGCGGCGUGCCGUCCAGUCUCGUGGCCUUCGUGGUGGUUGUCACGCUCGGAUAUGGUCUGAUGUAUGUUGCAGGACUAUAG